Messenger RNA from Caenorhabditis angaria, 1961 nucleotides. NCBI's taxonomy places the organism in Eukaryota, Metazoa, Nematoda, Chromadorea, Rhabditida, Rhabditidae. The record is from the annotation of a GenBank genome assembly.
AUGAGAUGUAACAUUUGGCCUUUUUUGUAUUUCUUACUCUAUGCAUUUUUGGUUUUCGUGUUCAAUGAGAGUAUUUUGUUUUAUUUGACGAUUUGGAAAUGUGAAUGGCCGUGUGGAGAAAAGGGGUAAGGCAUUUUUUGUUGGAAAAAACAUUAACUAAAAUUUUCGAGUUUUUUGACACCGAAAAAUACAGAUUUUUAAAUUUCUAGAAUCUGAUAAAAUUUGGAAUCAACCUUUUCUAAAAAUCCCACAAUGCAACACAUUUCUCCCGAUAUUCACUCCUCUCCCCCUUUUCUCUGCCUCCUUCUUUCAUAACUUGACAAUACGCGCAUUGUUUUAUGUCUGCAUCCUUAGCGCAGUCGGGUAGGGGAUGGACUGCCAAGCAAUGUGUGUGGUCAUUUUGGUGGGUUCGAGUCCCACCGCAAGCUGUUUUCGUUCCUAUAUCCUCUAAUGUAAUUUUCGAUCGAAAAUCUUCAUUCGAAAAUGUCCCAAAAAAGCGUCAACAUUUCUGUUGAAAAGAGAGAGGGCGCAGAGAAAGAUUGAAGGCAGAGAAAAACGGAAAAGAGAUUGGGAAAAGGUAUUUUUUGCUAAUUUGUGCUGUAAUUAACAUCAUAUUGUACAGAAUUUUGUGAGGAUUUUUAUAAGAAUGUUUCCAAUUCAAAGGAGACCGUUACGCCUGGGAGCUAACAGCUCCUAGUCAAUAGAGAAUAAUUUCAAGGUGUUAUUGAAUAUUAUAAAUAAUUUUCCGAUUUUUUCCGACAAAACUGUUAUUCCCGACUUUUUUUUAAUAUUUAAAUUGAAUAAAACUUGCAGCUGCGAUUCAAAAGAUCUCAAAGUUUUCAUGAUUUCUGACACACAUUUAUUAGGCGAAAGAUUAGGACAUUGGUUGGACAAAUUAAAAAGGUAACAUUUUACCCCAACAAAAAAAGUUCCAAAAUAUUUGUUUUCAGAGAAUGGCAAAUGAAACAAUCAUUCAGACACGCUGUUUCGAUUCAUAAACCUGAUGUUGUAUUUUUCUUGGGCGAUCUUUUGGAUGAGGGAAAAUGGUCGAAUUCACAGAAGUUUUCAGAAUAUGCGAAUCAAUUCAAGAAUAUGUUUGGAGAUGUGAAUAGAGCUGGAGAAAAGCCUGAGAUUAUUGUGUUGUCUGGAAAUCAUGAUUUAGGAUUUCAUGAUUAGUGAGUUCCUGAAUUUUUUGAAACUGAAAAUGGAAUAUUUUCUAGCAUAAAUCCUGAAAUUGUUGAUUCAUUUCGACGAGAAUUCAAGAGAAGUUUAAUUGAUGAAGUCUACAUCAAAAAUCAUCGAUUUGUUUUGAUAACUUCGAUGGCUUUAGAAGGCGAUGGUUGUCGAUUAUGUCAUGAAGCUGAAAUGCGUCUGAAAGAAUUAAGAAAUGAAAAAGCGCCAAUUGUCCUCCAACAUUAUCCAUUAUAUCGAAAAAGUGAUGGAGAAUGUGAGAAAUUAGAUUAUUUGCAUGAAAUUGACGAGGAAGAGAUUUAUCGAGAACGUUGGGAUACAAUUUCCAAGGAAUCAACUGAAAAAUUGAUAGAUUGGCUAAAUCCUCGCGCAGUUUUUGAUGGUCAUUCGCAUAAAAUGUGCAAAAAGCGAUGGACUUCAAAAUCCCCGCAAGAUUCCUCAUCAAAAGAUUAUGAUUUUUAUGAAUAUACUGUGAACUCGUUUAGCUGGAGAAAUGGUGAUAAACCGGCAUUGCUCAUGGUAGUUAUUAAUGAGGAGAAUGUAAGCAUUUUUUUUUUCAUUUUCAAAAAAACAAUAUAAUUUUUUAGAUACUUGUAAAUAGUUGUCGAUUGCCUAGUGAAUUCGUGCAAUUUGUGAUUUAUUUUAUUUCGGGUGCAAUUGCGUGUAUUUUUUUGAUUUUAUCGUGGUGUAAUUGUAAUUUAUGGCCACUUCGCCCAACUCGAAAAAAUAGCCUUCCUUGGUGCAAUAAUACUGGUAUUAAAAAUGAAUGA